Messenger RNA from Stegodyphus dumicola, 3082 nucleotides. RefSeq names its product TBC1 domain family member 15/17 (gene Tbc1d15-17). The record is from RefSeq and is a predicted model, not a curated record. NCBI's taxonomy places the organism in Eukaryota, Metazoa, Arthropoda, Arachnida, Araneae, Eresidae. Gene Ontology annotation, molecular function: GTPase activator activity. Gene Ontology annotation, biological process: activation of GTPase activity.
UCAGCAAUCUAUGUUUGAUGUUGAAAUUUGGUAACUUACCUUAUGCUAAACAUCGCGAUUUAUGCAGUUUUAGUUUGUGAGUAGUAACGCCCAAUAGAAUUAUAUACUAAAGUUUUAUAUAACUUUAAUUUAUACCAGAAUUUUCUCUCUUCGUAACAAUAUGCUUCUAAUUCGAGUAAAUGUGUUUUGAUAGAAAUACUCUUAUUUUACUUUUGAGUUAUCAAAAUCGUUAGUAAAUUUUACAUGUGAUUUUAAAAUAAUGGAUAAGAAGAAAAGGGAGGUCAAAUUUGUUCAAGAUAAUGUGGUUGUCAGUAUCGUUAGUCCUUUAAAAGACGAAGCAGUUUUUGAGGGGCAAUUGAUGAUUGUUGAAGAGCCACAUGGACCAGAAAUAGAGUGGCAUCCAGGAAAACUGAAAACUGCUGAAGGGAAGAAAAAUAGUCCAGAAGUAGACAGUUUAGAGUGGGAAGAUGUAUCAUCAGCUGUUGGAUAUAAAGCAAAUCACGAUGAAAGCCUUGAUGCUGUAGAAAUCAAAGCUGUUCGUACACCAAAUAUUAUCAAAUUUGACAUCGCAGAUUUGAAAUCAUUCAAGAGGAGUGAAAUUCGUGAAGGCAAUAAAGUUAUGUUAACAUUCUUAUUAAAGGAUGGAACAAAUAUUCCAAGUUUACAAUUUGAAAAUAAUGGCUUUGGGAAGUUUUGUGCAGCAUUAGAUAAUUACAUAAGCUUUAAAAAGUCAGAAAAGGAUAGCAAUCUGUAUUUAACUGUUGAUCCAAAAAUUCAAGCACUGGAGAAAUCAUUUAGUGAAUUAGAUUUAUUCUCUGACAGUAAACCUCAUAUUAUUACGAAAAUGCUUCAUGAUCCAUAUCAUACAGCAUUAGGAGGUUUUUCAAAAGUGACAAAUUUCUUCUUCUCUGAUUUGAAUUAUGGAAAUGACACAGAAUCACAUUAUUCAGAUCAUCGUCAUUUAUCUGAAUUGAUUUCUGAAAACAUUUUGAAUGUGGAUAUUGAUCACCAGGAAGAACCUGGUUACGAACUUAUUACAUGUAUUGAAUUACCUGCCAGGCCCGAAGUUAAGCGAGAAGACCCAGUUAUUCUAGAAGAAUGGAACUCGCAUCUGGAUUAUGAAGGAAGAAUCACAGAUGUUGAAACUCUGAAACAAAGAAUAUUCAAGGGAGGCUUGGUACAUUCCAUCCGAUCUGAAGCAUGGAAAUAUUUACUUGGUUUUUAUAAUUUUGAUUGCACAAAUAAGGACAAGAUGGCUAUCAGAAAAAAAAGAGAGGAGGAUUAUUUUAGGAUGAAAUUGCAGUGGAAGUCCAUUAAUGCAGAUCAAGAAUCUAGAUUUGCCGCAUUAAGGGAAAAAAAGAGUCUUAUUGAAAAGGACGUGAGUCGAACUGAUCGAACUCAUCCAUUUUAUGAAGGCGAAAACAAUCCUAAUAUCCAAAUGCUUCAAGAUAUACUGAUGACCUAUUGCAUGUAUAAUUUUGAUUUAGGAUACGUCCAAGGAAUGAGUGACCUGUUGUCACCCAUUUUAGUUGUUAUGCAGAAUGAACUAGAUGCAUUCUGGUGUUUUGCAGGGUGGUUACAAACAAUAGGUGUAAAUUUUGAAUUAGAACAGCAAGGCAUAAAGAACCAGUUGCAGAAUCUGCAUAGGUUAUUACAUUUUGUGGAUUCGCAGUUAUGUAGCUAUUUAGAAAAACAUGACUCUGGAAACAUGUACUUUGCAUUUCGAUGGCUUCUAAUUCUUUUCAAACGAGACUUUAAAUUUAUGGAAAUUAUGAGGUUAUGGGAGGUCCUUUGGACUGGCCUACCGUGUAAAAAUUUCCAUUUGUUAGUGUGCAUAGCGAUUUUGGAUUCUGAAAAAAUGACAAUUAUGGAAAAUGAGUAUGGGUUGACUGAAAUUUUAAAGCAUGUCAAUGAAAUGUCAUAUAAAAUAAACCUAGAAGAUACCUUAUGCAAAGCUGAAGCAAUAUUCCUUCAGAUCAAGAACAGUAAAUACCAAUCAGAUGUUGUUCAAACAAUCUUAGGACUCGAACCACCUGCUCAAACAGAAAAAUUAUGUCCUAAAACAACACAGGUUGUCAACUCCAAGGUUCAUUCGACUGUAUCUAGCCCUGUUAACAGAAAGAGUGAAAGUGCUACCAGUAGCUCAGAUAACAUAGAUGAAUUUGUUGAUUUAGAACCGAAUUACCAGUUGCCAUUUGAUUUAUUUACCUGAGCUACCUGUGAUGCAUUUUUAUUGAGAUGUGCCUGCCUGAAUAAGUGCUCAGGAAUUUUAUGCUAGGGAUGUAAUGCUGUCGCAUGAUUAUGUGCUUUUGUAUAUUUUUGUGAACAUAGAAAAUUAUGUAUUUUUAGUCUUCAGUGUCUUAUGUGAAAUCUAUUAAUAAUUGUACAUUUUUCUAUAGAGAAAAAUAGUGAUAUUUUAAAGAGUGCAAGUGAUUUUGUCUGCCUUAAAUUACAAAUUUAGAAAUUAAUAAAUACCAGUAUUAAUAUUCAAAGCACUUUGUAGAGUCGGAUAUAAUUUGGGUUGCAAAAAUAUAGACUUUUUUCAAGUUCAUAUACCAGGCUUUGUAAGCGAAAUCUAAGCGGUUGGAACUUUAAUACAUUUUUGAUCUGUUCGCAAAUUUAGAUGGGCAAGCACAUUGAAAGUAAAAACUUGUUCUGUGUUUUAGCAAUUCAAAUUAACUUUUGAACUCAUUUUCUAAUAAAAUAACUUGUAUUAAAGUUCAGUAAUAAAAAUGAUUAUUUCAUGCAUUUAAGUAUAUGAUUUAUCACUCACUGCAUAUAAAAUCAUCAUAUGCUUUAUAUGUGUAUUAUGGCAUAGAAAUUUUUAUUUCUGUUCAUAGCAUUUGUGGAUAAAGCUGUAGAUAACUUACUUAGUUUGUGGUAUAAUUUAGUGCUCUCUUCUUUUGUUGUAUCUUAAACUCAGUAUCGAAAAAAUGUCCCCCUUUUUUUGUUCUUUUUAAUUUUUAAGUCUAAAAUUGUUUGGCAAGAUUAAACUCUGUAUAAUUUGACUUUUUUAAAGAUUUUUUUUUGAACAUUGAUCUGAAAACUAAUAUAUUUUUAUAAAUAAAAGUUUUAAAGUGUA